Camponotus floridanus (Florida carpenter ant) is the source of this 2746-nucleotide messenger RNA. Its product is annotated as gastrula zinc finger protein XlCGF26.1. Gene Ontology annotation, cellular component: nucleus. Lineage: Eukaryota; Metazoa; Arthropoda; Insecta; Hymenoptera; Formicidae. The record is from RefSeq and is a predicted model, not a curated record. The transcript is spliced from 8 exons. Gene Ontology annotation, molecular function: zinc ion binding. Bases 576 to 2546 code for a protein of 656 amino acids. Gene Ontology annotation, biological process: regulation of immune system process; negative regulation of transcription by RNA polymerase II; regulation of cytokine production.
GUUUUUUUUGUUUCACAAACAAACGUUGCGACAAAGUACGUGUUUUUGCGGGAACGUUGCGGGAUACACGCGGUCUUUUCCUCGCUGCUUGGAGACGAAAGGAGGUAAUCGCCGAUCGAUUCGAUCGCGAUCGGUCAUUGCGUGGUGCGGUAACAAAUCGCCCCUCGUUGAAGCGCUCGUAAUCAUAAUUACGAUCUCUCUCGUGGCGAGUAGCCAGAACAACAUGUCCGCUGUGGUCCGGAUCGGUGUUGCCCGUGGCGAUCGUUUGUUUACUAGCGGUACGAUACGAUAACACGCGCGAUACGCACGGCCUUACGUUCCUCCAGCUGUUUGUAUUAUGAAUGGAUUACCGUCUCGUAGGAACGCGAUACGCACACGACUUCCGUUUGUCUCCUCUUCGUCAGACAUCCCUGACACGGAGGUGCGCGGGUUAAGGGUUCAAGAUCGAACCCGGGACAAUCAGCUGUUUCACGCGUCACCCCGCAAACGACCUUAAAGAUACGAACAGGAUGCGUCUUCGCGCAGUGACGCCGUACGACGAUUUUACGCGUACGAGAAUCUCGCAUGUGCAUUGAAUGAGGAUGACGGAGCCGGAACUUUGCCGGCUGUGCGCCGAGACCAAGAAGAAUCUCAUCGGGAUCUACGACGCCGUGGGACAGAAACUCGCGAUCGAGGCCAAGAUUAUCAAGUGUUUGCAAAUACAGGUUUUAAUAACAGAUAGUUUACCACUCACAGUUUGCACAGAUUGCUGUGACUUGUUGAACCAAUGCAGCGAGUUUUUUGAAAAGACUAAUCAAGCACAAAUAUUGUUAAAACAAUUACUGAUAGAUUUAAAACCUGAACUACAACCAAUAGAACCAAAUAUAGAUUAUGUGGAAGAGACUAUAGAGUUUGGAAAAGAUGAAGCCAACAACAGAGAAGAGAUAGCUGAACGUCAAUUGCCUGGCAAUUAUAUCAAUGAGACAGUUAAUGUUUUGAAUACCUAUAACUUUAUUGAAGGAUGUGAUAAAAGUGAAAAUUCUGAAACUCGAGAAACACAAGGUAAUACAAAACAGAAGAAGUGUAAGAUACAGAUAAAAAAGAGUUCCCCUAAACAGACUAAGAAAAGAUUAAAGAAGAAAAACCAGAUGCAAAGGAUGGAAGAAGAAUCGGAACUCCAUGUGUCUUCCCAAAUAGACAAGGAACAGAAUGAUGCAGCUAUGAAAAAUAAUUUGAAGAUUGUAGAUAAUUAUAUAUCUGAGACAGAAUCUAAUUUAGAAAUAAGAGAAACACGAACGAUAGAAACAACCAAACAUGGAAGGAAAAAGGCAGAAGGUUUAGAAAGAUAUCCUUGGCUGUGUACAGAUUGCAAUGAUAAAUUACCAAGUCUAGAAGCAUUAGAGGAACACCAUGAAACAGUACAUAAUCAAAAAGCCAAGUAUAUGUGUGUGCAAUGUUGUAAGGUCUAUGAUAAGUACUAUGGAUUUCUUACUCAUGUUAAAAGGCACAAGAAUAAGGCAAAGUUUAGCUGUGAAGACUGUGGAAAGUCGUUUGUACAUAAAAAAGUAUUAGACUCUCAUAAGGCGAUCCACAGCGAGGAACGGUCAUUUGUAUGCCAAACUUGUGGUAAAGCUUUCAGACAGCAAAGUGCUUUAUAUAUCCAUAAUCGAUGCCAUUUACCCGAUACUGUAAAAAAUAGAUAUCCAUGCGAUCAAUGUGAUAAGAGAUUUUCUACAAAACCAAAUCUUGUAACACAUAAACGUAUCCAUUCUGGUAUUAGAAACUUUACAUGUGAUCAAUGUGGCAAGAGUUUUAUACAGAAAGGAAAUUUAGAAGCCCAUUUUUUAACUCAUUCAGUAGAUAAGCCAUAUAGCUGCUCUCAGUGUCCAAAAGCAUUUAAAACGCCCUUACAAUUGAAGAAACAUGAAACAGUGCAUACGGGUGCUAAGCCGCAUCAGUGCGAUGUAUGUGGAAGGACCUUCAGGGAGAAAGGAACUCUAAGAGAACACCAUAGAAUUCAUACUGGUGCGAUGCCGUUCACCUGUGAAUUUUGUGGGAAACGCUUCCGUUUCAAAGGGAUAUUAACUACACAUAGGCGACAACACACGGGAGAACGUCCAUAUAGUUGUUUAGAAUGUCAGCAUCACUUUACAAAUUGGCCAAAUUACAAUAAGCAUAUGAAGCGUCGACAUGGCAUUAAUACUUCUCACACUAAACAUCUAACCAAUAAUCAACAAUUGCAACAGACGACGGAACAAACGCAGCAUCUCGAAGAAGAUCCACUCCCUGUAUCUCAAACAGAAUCUACGACAGCGCAAGUAAUACAAGCAGUUCCUUAUGCUUCAACAUCACAACCCAUAGUUAUUCAAGCUAUUCCGACGACUACUAUUCAAACUUUUCAAACAGAUAUCAAUGGUGCUGUUCAAGAAACGGUAUUCAGAGAACGAAACACAACUUAUUUCAAUGCAGUCCCGGCCGCGCUCCAAAAUUUUUUGCCAACAAAUUUGCCAUAUAAUUUUUAUAGCAUUUCAAAUGUUACGGAAAAUGAUUUAAUUCAACAUAGAUAAAAUUGUUUCUCAAGACCAAGCUUAAAGACAACUAUCUUUGUACUGAUUAAUCAAGAAACAUAUGAUCAUAACAUAAUGUGAAAAUUAGACUUAUAUUAAUUAGACUCUUAUUAAAAUCACACAAUGUGAAAUAUGUAAACACAUACAAAGAUACAUUUGUAAAUUGAAGAACAAGAAAAAAACUUUAUUAGUAAUUAAGU